CACUAACUGCCUUUCUCAACGCUCGCUUUUCUAUCAUACAUGAUUACUCUUAGUUUCUUCAGCUACAGGUCAUUAUCACAUCUCUAUCGCUAAGCUUGGUAACACAAUCUGCCUGUUGGCGGCGUCGGUCUCCCUUUGAGCUCUGUUCUUGACCGUACAAACAACCGCCACCACAACAAUGCCGUCCUUCCCAUCUCGACCUCUGGUAAGGCCUAGGGACGAUGGCCUUCAAUUAAGCUACCAACUUCCUCAUCGUGUGCACGCAGCUCAAGGCUACCCCCUCCUUGCCCCCAAUGGCUCGUCGAUCGUUGUUUACGGUUAUGAGACUGGACUGAAGGUAGUCUGGAGAGGAGGAAGACAGUUUUCCGCCGAGAAGACUUCUGCGCCGAAAGUGGACAAACCACAGAAAGCCAGCAACGCCAAUGAUGAUGCGGUCAUGAUCAUCGAUUCCGAUGACGAGAGCAUGGCAGAGACCCAGCACACUCAGCAAGAUGAAGAGCCCACCUAUCAGUUCGAGGAGGAUGAAACCGAGGUGGACCCCUUCCACCCUUACGACGAUGUUUUGCGCCAGAUUGAUAUACCCCUUGGAAGCAGAGUCCUCCAGCUGGCUGUGCCUCGUGUCCUCCCUGAAACAGCGCGCUCUUCGCUCGAUCCAUUUCCCCCGGCUCUGAAGAAGGACAUCAUCGUUGCCGCUGUGUGCGCGGACUAUUCUACUCGCAUUGUAACUCUGCCUUUGCUUCCCCCUCACCCCACGCAGAGCGAUUUCAAAAUUCAGACAAUAUCAAUCAGCGGUGGAGUAUCGCACCAGGAGAUCCCGCGGGGAGUCAGCAUCGCAUUCACCUACCAAGAAUUUGAUCAGCAAGAUCAGGAUACAUCUUCAAGCCGUGGUUCAUCCCGCUCAACUACAGGAAGGUGGGAUCUCCUCGUCGCGACACAUUCGGCUGAGUCGUCAGGUCUCUUGAUCAUUCAUCGGAUUCCGGUCGCAGAGGAUGAAAAGGCCCGCGGCACAGUAUAUCGUCUAUGCGAUGAUGAGAUUGAGACUAAGCGACGACACUUGCCCGCCCCUGCUGUGAAUAUCUCUUUCAAUCCCUCGGGUUACCCUGCCCUUCGACACUCCACGUUACUCGUCGCAUUCCACAGCGGAUGUGUCAAGGUAUACUCCUGCUUUUCCACAAAACCCCUCAAGGCCUCGCGGAGGUCGUCCGGGGCUCAGAGCGAGUUUGAGACAGUCGACACGGAAGGGAGGUGGUUGAUCAGUCUUUACCCCGGAUUCGAGCAGUCUGCUUCGGGGCUCCCUCGGCGAAAGAUCAUCACUCACGCGGAAUGGGUGCUUGGAGGUCGUGCCAUCUUGGUCCUCACAUCUGAUGGCGAAUGGGGUGUCUGGGAUUUGGAAGGGGCUGGCCCCGGAACCAUCAAGGGUCCUCUUCAGCGACAGUCGAGUGUACAGGGAGUGACGGGAGGCUCAUUGACAACGUUCUCCGUCAGCGGUAGGAUUCUAAGUCCCCUGCCUGGCGCCAGUCGGUCUGAAACAAGCGGACCUUCCUUCGAACAACGGCCCAAGUUUGCGCCCUUGACGCCAUCUACUAAACGUCUGCGCGAAGACACGCUGCUCAAAGGCGCCUCCGUUGGCACAGCCACCCCAUCCCUGAGUGGAGGAAUCUCGGUGUAUCAGACUAACUCUUGGAGGGACGCGCUACCCGAUGAAUCGAUUUUGCUGCAGCAUGGAAACCAGAGCGCAGUCAUUCCCAGUCUGCUCUCCUUGUGGCGCAACGCUGUCAAGGCUAGUGGUACAUUCGACUCAUCCAACCGCUGCCGGGUGUCUCCUCUCCAAGAUAUCACCCUAGUAGGAGAGCGCCUGAAAGGCAUCGGACACCUCCCUGCGGCGCCCCGCUCCACACGCACACAGCCAUUUGACAUGCUUCUCACGGCCGAGCAUCGACUCGUGAUUCUCGCCCCACGGUUGACUGAACCAGCACCAGCACCCGUUACCGAAUACAUCCCCGAGCCACCCACCAAGGAAACAGACCAGCAAAUGCUCCAAAGGGGCCAGCUCGGCGUGGAAGGAAUGGACCGACUCCUAAGUGGCAUGGCGAGCACAAACCGGUCCCUCCGUAUAGGAAGCCCCGUCAAGCGGACACGCGUCUUCACUUAAGCAGACACAGUGUCAACGGCAGAACAGCCAACCACCCUCCAUUUUCCACAUAUACUCCCACAUGUUCCUAACAAAUGAAGCUGAAAUCAAGACCAG
Messenger RNA from Aspergillus costaricaensis CBS 115574, 2248 nucleotides. RefSeq lists its product as uncharacterized. The transcript is spliced from 2 exons. Gene Ontology annotation, molecular function: protein binding. The record is from RefSeq and is a predicted model, not a curated record. NCBI's taxonomy places the organism in Eukaryota, Fungi, Ascomycota, Eurotiomycetes, Eurotiales, Aspergillaceae. The coding region runs from base 179 to 2152 and encodes 657 amino acids.